Messenger RNA from Morus notabilis, 6104 nucleotides. Its product is annotated as myosin-17. The transcript is spliced from 38 exons. Gene Ontology annotation, molecular function: ATP binding; microfilament motor activity; actin filament binding. The coding region runs from base 1005 to 5612 and encodes 1535 amino acids. Gene Ontology annotation, cellular component: actin cytoskeleton; myosin complex; cytoplasm. The record is from RefSeq and is a predicted model, not a curated record. NCBI's taxonomy places the organism in Eukaryota, Viridiplantae, Streptophyta, Magnoliopsida, Rosales, Moraceae. Gene Ontology annotation, biological process: vesicle transport along actin filament; actin filament organization.
UUUUUGGAGAAUUUCGAUUGGUUUGAUUGAUUUUCCUUGACUCGUUUGGUUAGCUGAGAUGAAUCGGUUGCGAUGUGUUUUUUGGUUAAACUUUUAUGGAAUCACGAUAAAAUAUUCAAACUUUGGAGGAAGUGAUUAUAGGAUGUUUGAUUUAUCUUUUUGCUGUUUAUAGCUAAUAACUAUGUUGCAAUUUCAUGAUUGUUUAAUCAAUCAGUCCUUGCAUUGCCAAAUUAUAGGUUUUGAUGCCAAAGCAUUGUAAGAAAAUGUAAUUUUGUGAAAUAGGAGUUAAUUUUGGCAUAGAAAGAUUUUGGCUGAAAAGAUAUAUCAUAGAAUAGAAUGGUUUUAUUGCCAAUAUCAAGAUUGCUAUUAGUGGUUCCUCAGAGAAACCCCCCCCCCCCCCAAAAAAAAAAAAAAAAAAAAAAAAAAAAAAUAUACAAGUUGGUGUAUCAAAGUCAUUUUCACAAUUUGUGAAAUGAUGUGAUUUUUCUACGAAGUUAAAACGUAUGGAUAUGUCUAAUCUAUCCAUUUAAUUUUCUUUAUAAGUAUUGUUGGGCUUAGAAAUUAUGUAUCUUUAAACAUGGAAUCGUCGUGGGAAGUUGAUUGUUGCCCUGGUUUCGAAGUCAACUAGUCAAUGGUAGAAAGAGAGACCGAAGAUUGAACUUGUUUAGUUUUUCUGAUAAUGUUUUGGGGAAAUUGAAGUUUGAAUCAUUCAUUUGAAUGCUUAGAAAGCAUAAUGUACCUCCAAACUGGCCUUCCUAAUAUCUAGUGAUUCUGGUCUUGUACUUCAAAGAAGCUGAUGUAUUUCUUCAUGGGCGUUUAGUCCACUAUAGCAUAAAGUUCACAUGAAUUUUAACUCAGGUUUCAUAACCUACUAUGAGUUUGUUAUCUCUUGUUCAAUAAUCCAGAUAUCAGAAGAAAAAGAAUGUUCACGAAUUCCUGAUUCUGACAAUUUUCCUUUAGGGAUUGCAAAUUGUCUGGAUGUAUUGUCUCUUGUUUAGAUUCUAAUGCACUUUUCUUUUCAGGCUGCACCAGUUAAUAUUAUAGUAGGUUCCCAUGUUUGGGUUGAAGACCCAGUUGCAGCGUGGAUUGAUGGAGAAGUUUUCCGGAUCAGUGGCGAAGAAGUUCAUGUUCAUACAUCUAAUGGGAAGACGGUUGUCGCAAAUAUGGCAAAAGUUUUCCCAAAGGAUACUGAAGCUCCUCCAGGAGGUGUAGAUGACAUGACAAAGCUGUCAUAUUUGCAUGAACCCGGAGUUUUGCAUAAUUUGGCAACAAGAUAUGAACUUAAUGAAAUAUAUACAUACACCGGAAACAUACUGAUUGCAGUCAACCCAUUUCAAAGAUUACCUCAUCUGUAUGAUACUCAUAUGAUGGAACAGUAUAAAGGAGCUGCAUUUGGAGAAUUGAGCCCUCAUGUUUUUGCAGUUGCAGAUGUUGCGUACAGGGCAAUGAUUAAUGAGGGAAAGAGCAACUCCAUUCUGGUCAGUGGAGAAAGUGGUGCUGGUAAGACAGAGACAACAAAGAUGCUUAUGCGAUACCUUGCAUACCUUGGGGGUCGAUCUGGAGUAGAAGGACGUACAGUUGAACAACAAGUUCUAGAAUCCAAUCCAGUUCUUGAAGCAUUUGGCAAUGCUAAAACUGUCAGGAACAACAACUCUAGUCGUUUUGGUAAAUUUGUUGAGAUCCAAUUCGACAAGAAUGGGAGGAUAUCUGGGGCAGCUGUACGCACUUAUUUGCUCGAGAGAUCUCGUGUUUGCCAAAUUUCGGAUCCUGAAAGAAAUUAUCAUUGCUUUUACCUUCUUUGUGCUGCACCACAUGAGGACAGAGAGAAAUAUAAGUUGGGAAACCGUAAAGAAUUCCAUUAUUUAAAUCAAUCCAGCUGUUAUGAGCUGGAUGGGGUAGACGAUGCUCAUGAAUAUCUUGCAACAAGAAGGGCUAUGGAUAUAGUUGGAAUCAGUGAGCAAGAGCAGGAGGCAAUUUUUAGGGUUGUGGCUGCAAUUUUGCAUCUUGGAAAUGUUAAUUUUGCAAAAGGAGAGGAGAUUGACUCUUCUGUCAUUAAGGAUGAGAAGUCCAGAUUCCAUCUUAACAUGACAGCUGAACUGCUUAAGUGUGAUGUCAAGAGCUUGGAAGAUGCGCUGAUUAAGCGUGUAAUGGUAACACCUGAAGAGGUUAUCACAAGAACUCUCGAUCCUGUUGCUGCAGUGAUUAGCAGGGAUGCCUUGGCAAAAACUGUUUAUUCACGCCUGUUUGAUUGGCUCGUGGACAAAAUUAACAUUUCCAUUGGUCAAGAUCCAAACUCAAAAUCGUUAAUUGGUGUCCUUGAUAUUUAUGGGUUUGAGAGUUUUAAGUUCAAUAGUUUUGAGCAGUUCUGUAUCAAUUUUACAAAUGAGAAGCUGCAACAACAUUUCAAUCAGCACGUCUUUAAAAUGGAACAAGAAGAAUAUACGAAAGAAGAAAUUAAUUGGAGCUACAUAGAGUUCGUUGAUAACCAGGACGUGUUGGAUCUGAUUGAGAAGAAACCUGGUGGAAUUAUUGCACUUCUGGAUGAAGCCUGUAUGUUUCCAAAAUCCACACAUGAAACGUUUGCUCAGAAGUUGUACCAGACAUUCAAAAACAACAAGCGGUUUAUUAAACCUAAGCUCUCUCGUACAAGUUUUACUAUAUCUCACUAUGCUGGGGAGGUGACGUAUUUGGCUGAUCAGUUCCUUGAUAAAAACAAGGAUUAUGUGGUGGCAGAGCAUCAAGAUCUUUUGACUGCAUCAAAAUGUCCAUUUGUGGCAGGUCUAUUUCCACCACUUCCCGAAGAAUCAUCAAAGUCAUCCAAGUUUUCCUCCAUAGGGUCGCGUUUUAAGUUACAACUUCAAUCUUUGAUGGAGACCUUAAAUUCAACAGAACCUCACUACAUCAGAUGUGUGAAGCCAAAUAAUGUCCUGAAGCCCGCUAUUUUUGAAAACUUCAACAUAAUUCAACAAUUGCGCUGUGGUGGUGUUCUUGAGGCUAUCAGGAUCAGUUGUGCUGGAUAUCCCACUAGGCGAACAUUUUAUGAGUUUCUUCACCGCUUUGGGGUUCUUGCUCCAGAAGUUUUGGAGGGAAACUAUGAUGAUAAGACUGCAUGCGAAAAGAUUCUCGAUAAAAGGGGAUUGAAAGGUUAUCAGAUAGGCAAGACAAAAGUCUUCCUUCGAGCUGGCCAAAUGGCUGAGUUGGAUGCUAGAAGAGCAGAGGUGCUCGGAAAUGCGGCAAGAGUCAUACAAAGGCAAAUUCGAACCCAUAUCGCACGCAAGGAGUUCGUUGCAUUACGUGGAGCUGCUAUUCAAUUGCAAUCUUACCUGCGAGGUGUAUUUGCUCGCGAACUUUAUGAGCAAUUGCGACAAGAAGCAGCAGCUAUUCAGAUACAGAAGAAUUUCAGACGACACAUUAGCAGAAAAUCAUACUCCACGGUGCGCAUGUCUGCAAUCACAUUGCAGACUGGAUUAAGGGCAAUGACAGCUCGCAAUGAAUUCAGAUUCAGAAAACAAACAAAGGCUGCAAUCUUUAUUCAGGCUCGCGUGCGGUGGUUCAUAGCGUAUUCAUAUUACAAAAGUCUCCGAAAAUCUGCUAUUGUUACUCAGUGUGGUUGGAGGCAAAGAGUUGCUCGGAGAGAGCUUAGAAAGCUUAAAAUGGCUGCAAGAGAAACAGGGGCACUUAAAGAAGCGAAGGACAAACUUGAAAAGCGUGUGGAAGAGCUCACAUGGCGCUUGCAACUUGAGAAGCGAUUACGAACUGAUUUGGAAGAAGAAAAAGCCCAGGAAAUAGCCAAGGUACAAGAAGCUUUGCAUGCAAUGCAAGUACAAGUAGAAGAAGCAAAUGCUGCAGUUAUCAAGGAACGGGAAGCUGCUAGAAAAGCCAUUGAAGAAGCACCUCCUGUUAUUAAGGAGACUCCUGUGAUAGUUCAGGACACUGAAAAGAUUGAUUCAUUAACAGCUGAGGUGGCGAGUUUGAAGGCAUCGCUGCUGGCAGAAAGACAGGCAGCAGAAGAGGCCAGGAAGGCUAGGUCUGAUGCUGAGGUGAGAAAUACAGAACUCACCCAAAAACUUGAAGAUACAGAGAGGAAAGUAGAUCAGUUCCAAGAAUCCGUGCAAAGGCUAGAGGAGAAACUUUCCAACUCAGAGUCGGAGAACCAAGUACUUCGACAACAAGCAUUGACCAUGUCACCAACUGGAAAGGCUCUAUCUGGAAGACCAAAGACCGUGAUUAUUCAGAGGACACCAGAAAAUGGGAAUGUUCUCAAUGGUGAACCCAAGGUUGCAUCAGAUAUGGCUCUAACUGUUUCGAAUGCCCGCGAGCCUGAAUCAGAGGAAAAACCGCAGAAAUCUCUCAAUGAAAAGCAACAGGAGAACCAGGAACUCCUGAUCAAGUGUAUAUCGCAAGAUUUGGGAUUCUCUGGGGGAAGACCAGUCGCUGCCUGUGUCAUAUAUAAAUGUCUUCUUCACUGGAGAUCAUUUGAAGUUGAGAGGACUAGCAUAUUCGAUCGUAUUAUUCAAACAAUAGCUUCAGCCAUAGAGGUCCAGGAUAGCAAUGAUAGGUUAGCUUACUGGCUAUCAAAUACGUCAACUUUAUUGUUGUUGCUUCAACAUACACUAAAAGCAAGUGGAGCAGCUAGCUUGACACCACAGCGGCGAAGAACAGCAUCAGCAUCACUUUUUGGAAGGAUGUCCCAAGGCUUACGAGCUUCUCCCCAAAGUGCUGGACUUUCGUUCCUUAAUGGUCGAGGACUUGGUAGGCUGGAUGACUUACGGCAAGUUGAGGCCAAGUAUCCUGCGUUGCUGUUUAAGCAGCAGCUUACUGCCUUCCUUGAGAAGAUAUACGGGAUGAUAAGAGACAACUUAAAGAAAGAGAUCUCCCCGUUACUUGGGUUGUGCAUCCAGGCACCAAGGACAUCACGGGGAAGUUUAGUGAAAGGACGUUCUCAAGCUAAUGCUGUUGCUCAGCAAGCAUUAAUUGCUCACUGGCAAAGCAUUGUAAAAAGUUUGAACAACUAUCUGAAGAUGAUGAAAGCAAACUAUGUCCCAGCUUUCUUAGUCCGUAAAGUGUUCACUCAGAUAUUCUCAUUCAUCAAUGUUCAGUUAUUCAAUAGUCUUCUUUUGCGGCGCGAGUGUUGUUCAUUCAGUAAUGGGGAGUAUGUGAAAUCAGGUCUGGCGGAAUUAGAACAGUGGUGCUACCAUGCUACUGAAGAAUAUGCGGGCUCAGCUUGGGAUGAAUUAAAGCAUAUUAGACAGGCCGUUGGUUUCCUGGUUAUACAUCAAAAGCCUAAAAAGACCUUGAAUGAAAUAACAAAAGAACUUUGUCCGGUGCUGAGCAUCCAGCAGCUAUACAGGAUAAGUACAAUGUAUUGGGAUGACAAAUACGGCACACACAGCGUAUCUACAGACGUUAUUUCGAGCAUGAGAGUUAUGAUGACUGAGGACUCUAAUAAUGCUGUUAGCAGUUCUUUCCUGUUGGACGACGACUCAAGCAUACCAUUCACCGUGGAUGACAUCUCCAAGUCAAUGAAACAAGUAGAUAUAGCGGACAUUGAUCCUCCGCCAUUGAUCCGUGAAAACUCAGGGUUCGGCUUCCUACUUCCACGCCCUGAAUGAUGUGCACGGCCACAGUUUUCAUGGUUAAAUCCUUGUUUCUCGGUCGUCUGCAAGACACUUGGCACAUCAAUUAGUGUGCUGAAUCAUGUGCAUAGUCUCAUCGCUUUCACCAUCCAAUGUGUAUAGUACUUUUUCUUUUUUUUUUUUUUAAUCAACCCACUCAUCUUGGUUUGAUGAUGGCUGGGUUAUUUCAUUCUUUCCCUUGCGUCACGUCGACAAGAGGGGUAUUUGUUAAGAAGCCAUAUCACUUUUAACGUGAUAAUGUGCGUUGAUGUCCCAAGGUUUUUCACCCUUAGGUGGGGCUUAUUUUGUAUUGUUUGUUGGUUUUCAGAUCACAGUGGUUUUUGAGUGAAAAUGCAUAUUAUAGGUCAUUCCGGUUGUUAUGGAAGCAAUUUGUAAUUCAUAUGUAUUUUUUUAUUUAUUUUUUCAACUGUUAGAUGGAAGCUUGUCAGCAUAUCGUCACAUUAAUAUAAAGUUUUGUUCUCUGGUACU